Messenger RNA from Lucilia sericata (common green bottle fly), 1127 nucleotides. It is a transcript of the gene PTPMT1, whose product is annotated as phosphatidylglycerophosphatase and protein-tyrosine phosphatase 1. Gene Ontology annotation, biological process: protein dephosphorylation. NCBI's taxonomy places the organism in Eukaryota, Metazoa, Arthropoda, Insecta, Diptera, Calliphoridae. The coding region runs from base 266 to 865 and encodes 199 amino acids. The transcript is spliced from 4 exons. Gene Ontology annotation, molecular function: phosphatidylglycerophosphatase activity; phosphatidylinositol-4,5-bisphosphate 5-phosphatase activity; protein tyrosine/serine/threonine phosphatase activity. The record is from RefSeq and is a predicted model, not a curated record.
AAUUGUAAUUAAGCUGUUACGCCACAUGUCUGUUUCCAAUACAAAUUUUGUUUCUUUCUUAUUUUAAUAAGAAAUUCAUAAAGCACAACAAUAAGCAGCGUAUGAGUGACGGGAUUAUGUAAAUUAUAAGAAAAUAACAAAAAAUAUAAUCAUUAAAAUUCUAAGGGAAAUCUUCAACAAAAUUCCAAACAAAUAUAAAGAAUUUAUUUGUGCUUGUAUAAUUACUGUUUUGCUAAUAACGCACAAUAACAACAAUAACAAAGGCAUGGAAAUGAGUGCUGCUAUGUUUGCCCGUGUUUCCUUCUAUCCCACACUCCUUUAUAAUGUCUUAAUGGAGAAGGCUACCUCACGCAAUUGGUAUGAUCGUAUCGAUGAGAAUGUUAUAUUAGGUGCUUUACCUUUCCGUUCACAGGCCAAUGAUCUUAUUAAAAAUGAGAAUAUGAAAGCUGUUGUCUCUAUGAACGAAGACUAUGAACUGACAAUGUUUUCCAACAAUGCUCCCAAAUGGCAAUUGUUGGGAGUAGAAUUUCUUCAGUUGGCCACCACAGACAUUUUCGAAUCACCUUGCCAGGAUAAACUCUAUAAGGGAGUGGAAUUUAUGAAUAAAUUUCUUCCUGUAACUAAUCGUAUUAAGGGUUUGACUACCACAUCAAGCCCGGAAAAUGUUGGCACUGUUUACGUUCACUGUAAGGCUGGACGUACUCGCAGUGCAACGCUGGUCGGUUGUUAUUUAAUGAUGAAAAAUGGUUGGACUCCUGAACAAGCUGUUAAUCACAUGCGUAGCUGUAGACCUCAUAUCUUACUGCACACCAAACAAUGGGAUGCCCUCAGAUUAUUCCAUCAAAAUCACUUACAAAAGUCGUGACCUAAAAACAACAAUUAACAGGAAAUAUAAUUCUUAAAUAUGCGUCAAUGUGUUUUGGGCGAUUGAAUGUGUUUUUCUUAUGCAAAAAGUUGUGAAUGUGUGUUGUAAUUUUUUGUUGAUUUUGUUAAAUAUUUUGAACGUUAUCUAAAUAACCAAAUGCAUAUUUACGAAUAUGCUGAUUAUAUAUAAGUACAUAUUUUCUUUAUUCAAACAAAAUAAUAAAAAGUAUUUUUAGACUAUUUUCUGAAAAACAAACGUAAAA